UCCUGGGCCCUGCCUUUUGGGGCCCCCGCGUGGGGGUGGCAUCCAAGGCUGGAGAAGAGGACACAGGGCAGCCUGUUUCAGCCCAGGAGACAGAGGGCGCCUCUGUCCACUCCUGGCCCCUCGCCCCACUGGGUGUCUGUCUGUGAAGGGGUGGAGCCGGUGCAGAGGGGGGGGGUCGUGGGGGAAGGACAACUGAAGACAGGUCUCCCCGCACAGCUCCGGGAGCCACAUUUGCAGCCUCGUCUGCCUGUCCAGAACCCGCUCCCAGGCUGACAGUGAGCUUCGCGAUGGGCUCUGAGCUGGAGACAGCGAUGGAGACGCUCAUCAAUGUGUUCCACGCCCACUCGGGCAAAGAGGGCGACAAGUACAAGCUGAGCAAGAAGGAGCUGAAGGAGCUGCUGCAGACGGAGCUCUCCGGCUUCCUGGACGCCCAGAAGGAUGCAGAUGCUGUGGACAAGGUGAUGAAGGAGCUAGAUGAGAAUGGAGAUGGAGAGGUGGACUUCCAGGAGUAUGUGGUACUGGUGGCUGCCCUCACAGUGGCGUGCAACAACUUCUUCUGGGAGAACAGUUGAGGAGACGGCCCCAGCGGGCAGCGCCCUUCCCCUCUACCCUGCCAUACCUGCUCCUUCACCCUGCUUCCCCAUCACUUUAAUUUUCCCUCCCCACCAACAAGGGUGCAAGAUUAGUGGGCCAGGCUUGCAACUCCUCUUUCAUUAAAGGCUUCUGUCUCACCAGC
This is a messenger RNA of Cervus elaphus (red deer), 736 nucleotides long. RefSeq names its product S100 calcium binding protein A1 (gene S100A1). Gene Ontology annotation, cellular component: sarcoplasmic reticulum. The coding region runs from base 288 to 572 and encodes 94 amino acids. The record is from RefSeq and is a predicted model, not a curated record. Lineage: Eukaryota; Metazoa; Chordata; Mammalia; Artiodactyla; Cervidae. Gene Ontology annotation, molecular function: calcium ion binding; S100 protein binding. The transcript has 3 exons. Gene Ontology annotation, biological process: regulation of heart contraction.